GUAUGAACACCUGGCCAACCUCAAUUGACUUGGAAUCGAAAGCCAAAGUCCGAACAACAGAGUUUCGAGCUCAAAGGCAUUUUCCCGGGAAUCGAAUUCCGCGCUUUGAAUUUCCUCUCUUUCUCGGGAAAUUUUUAUAUCGGGAUCCGGUCAAACCGAUCCGAAAUUCUCAGACAGUGAGUGCAUCCGAGCCUCCGACGUAGAGCUGAGCGGAGCAGAUCACGGAACCGCAGCCGGUGAUCUGGAUCCAGCUAUGUCGUCGAAGCCUCUGCCUUACUCUAUGAAAGAUGUACACUACGACAACGCCAAGUUCCGCCACCGAUCCUUCUUCAAGGUUAUUACUCAGACCUUGUUCACUGGUAAAGUAAAGCGCGAUUGUCAAAGUUGUAGUACAGGGAAGUUUUUAGUGUUACUACUGAUAUUUGGUUUAGCAUAUCUUAUGCUUACACAUACAAGUCCUGCCCAUUCUGUAACUGAUAGAUUAAGUGUUAAGAAUAAUGAAGAGAAUGUCGUCACAAAUGGGGGCAGCAGAUUGGGAAAAUUUUUGAGAAGAGCACCAAGGCUUCCUCCUCGAUUACCACCUGAUGAGAAAAGUAGUAAUAGUAGCGUUGGUCUUGAGACUGAGAAGCUAAAAUGGAUAGCAAGGCAAGAAAGUGUUAAGGAGGCUUUUGUUCAUGCGUGGUCUGGCUAUAAAGGAUAUGCAAUGGGUAAUGAUGAGCUUAUGCCAAUGAGCAAGCGGGGAGUUGAUGGGUUAGGAGGUCUUGGUGCUACUGUUGUGGAUGCUCUUGACACUGCCAUGAUAAUGGGUGCUAAUGAAGUGGUCUCUGACGCAGGCUCAUGGAUUGAGAAGCACCUUUUAGAUAGGAUUACUAAGAAAGGUCAAGUCAAUUUGUUCGAAACUACCAUACGUGUUCUGGGUGGUCUUUUAAGUGCAUAUCAUUUAAGCAUUGGGGAAGGAGGGAGCAACUUGAUAAACAUGGGGCCUAAACCAACUGUUUAUCUAGAAAUCGCGAGGAACUUGGCUGAUCGUCUCUUAUCUGCUUUUACUUCCAGUCCAUCUCCUAUUCCCUUUAGUGAUGUUAUUCUACAUGAUUCCUCAGCACAUGCAGCUCCUGAUGGAUUGAGUAGUACUUCAGAAGUUUCCACUUUACAGCUUGAGUUCAAUUAUCUCAGUGCCAUUUCUGGUGAUCCAAAGUACAGCAUGGAAGCCAUGAAGGUCUUGGAACAUUUGAAGACUCUUCCAAAGGUAGAAGGAUUGGUUCCUAUCUACAUUAGCCCUCAAUCUGGUGAAUUUAGUGGAGAAAAUAUAAGACUAGGAUCUCGUGGUGAUAGUUACUAUGAGUACCUACUCAAAGUGUCGCUUCAGCUGGGAAAAAGCCAAGAUAGUAAUUCAACUUAUCUACAUGAUAUGUAUGAGGAAGCAAUGAAGGGUGUUAGACACCUUCUUGUUCGGAAAUCAAUCCCAAAUGGAUUGGUUUUUGUUGGCGAAUUACCUUUUGGACAUAAGGGUGCUUUUAGUCCAAAAAUGGAUCACCUGGUCUGUUUCUUGCCUGGUACUCUUGCGCUUGGUGCCACUAAAGGCAUUACAAAGGAAAAAGCUAUGAGCAACAAUUUGCUUAAGUUUGAAGACCUGGAGAAUCUGAAGCUUGCAGAGGAUCUGGCCAAAACAUGUUUUGAGAUGUAUUCUGUAACUUCUACCGGUCUUGCUCCAGAAAUUGCUUACUUCCAUACAGAGGAAUUUUCUGAAGCAGGUCUAGAUGGUGGGAACAAGAGUUCGAAAUUCAUAAACGACAUUAUAAUCAAACAUGCUGAUCGUCAUAAUCUGUUGCGUCCUGAAACUGUAGAGUCGUUGUUUGUCUUGUUUCGUAUCACUGAAGACCCAAAGUACCGCGAAUGGGGUUGGCAGAUCUUUGAAGCAUUUGAGAAAUACACAAGAGUUGAUACUGGUGGAUACAGUUCUCUGGAUGAUGUUACCUCAAUCCCCCCUCAUAGAAGAGACAAGAUGGAGACCUUCUUUUUGGGCGAGACACUUAAGUAUUUGUACUUGCUGUUUGGGGAUAGCUCUGUUAUUCCAUUGGAUAAGUUCGUCUUUAACACAGAAGCUCAUCCUUUUCCCAUCGAAGGCACUAUUAAGAGGGAAUGAUACUCGUCACCUCAGAAGGAUUCAUGCGAAUGAAAGCAUGUAUAAACUGAUCAACUAAAGCAUUUUCUUCCGGGCACAGACUGGAUUGCUUUUGAGACUGACUGGUUUAUCUUCUACAUGGUCCUAAUAGCAUUUGCUGUUUCUAAAGGCAGUGAACCUGAACAGUCAGGUUAUGAAAAAGUAUAAGGAUAGCUUAAUUUGUUUCUUUUCAUGUGCGGCGCAUCAGCGAUUAAAUCUGCUUUCUUCUGUCAUCCUCAGAAGCUUGGAGAAAGAUAUUUUCUUGGACAUUCAUAUACUUGUGGAGCGACUAUUUGAUGUAUUGUUGUAAUGGAUGUUUUGAGUAAUUAUUGGAUGGGGCUUUGCCCAUCAGAAAGUAUUGAGUGAAAUUCCACCUUUUUGUAAUUGACUCCAGUUUUCCAGUGCUAUUGCUGGCUAUGGAGACUCAAAAUCACCGACUGAUGCAAUCAAAUUUUUGUUACCAACUUA
Corylus avellana is the source of this 2629-nucleotide messenger RNA. It is a transcript of the gene MNS3, whose product is annotated as alpha-mannosidase 3. Gene Ontology annotation, biological process: carbohydrate metabolic process; mannose trimming involved in glycoprotein ERAD pathway. Gene Ontology annotation, molecular function: mannosyl-oligosaccharide 1,2-alpha-mannosidase activity; calcium ion binding. The record is from RefSeq and is a predicted model, not a curated record. NCBI's taxonomy places the organism in Eukaryota, Viridiplantae, Streptophyta, Magnoliopsida, Fagales, Betulaceae. Gene Ontology annotation, cellular component: endosome; trans-Golgi network; endoplasmic reticulum.